AUGACCACUUCAGCUCAGAAUAUUUUGACAUGGAUUGUUCCGCCCUGGACUACCUCGCUGAUGCCAACAGAGACCACAUUGAGUAGUAUUGCAUUAUCGAAUGCUUUAGCUUUGAAAGCAACAAUAUCUUCCGUUAUUUCUCAAGCAGCAACCGAGACAAUAUCUGGCAACCUCCAUGGCUUAUCCAAAGCAUAUCGUGGUGCUGCAGCAUCAUUGACCAUUAUUUCUGCUGAGCAGGUUUUGGCCACAGCAACUGCCCCAGCAAUUCAAGCUCAAGCCACCGAGGCUAUAUUCAAUGCUACCAUCAACUUAAAAGACUUGAGUGCAAAUGAUAGUUAUUACCACUACAAUCCAAACUUGGGAGGUAACAUACUAUUUUUCAUUGUAUACGCAAUGAUUUUGCUUUACACGACGGCAAUGGUGUUUAAGUCUAGGUAUUGGUGGUACAAUGUAACGUUCUUUUGCGGAUACUCUUUGGAAGUCAUUGGUUUUUUGGGAAGGGUAUUGGCACAUGACAAUAACAAUGUGUUCAACUAUUUUAUUAUGGAGACCGUUUGUUUAACCAUCGCACCUGCAUUCAUCAUGGCCGGUAUUUAUUUCCUUUUUGGCCAGCUUGUUGUUAUACAUGGGAGACAGUAUUCGUUUUUAAAACCCAUGUGGUACUCGUACUUUUUCAUUGCAACAGAUGUUAUUUCUUUGCUUGUUCAGGCUUCAGGUGGUGCUAUUGCUUCCGUUGCAAGUAAUAAUGGCGAUAGUGCACAAACAGGUACAAAUAUCACGAUUGCUGGAAUUGCGUUGCAAGUCUUUGCAAUGUCUCUUUUUAUCGUUUGUUGGUUUGAAUUUUUGAGCAGGAUUUAUUUUAAACAUACCAGGACCCACGGCAACGAGUUUCAUCAAGAUCACCACAUAUUGGCGAAAAGAACUUUUCUCGGUUACAUAAAGUUAAUGUUCAACACCAAAUCAGUUCGACAAUAUAGACACGAGCACUUGGAACAAUUUUACAACAAGAAAUUUGCAUCCAUUAGGCAAAACAAAUUGUUUGACUGGAUGCCAUUGGCAAUGACCAUUGCAGUAAUUGCAGUAUAUAUACGUUGCAUUUACAGAGUGGUGGAGUUGGCUAUGGGCUAUGAUGGUUACUUAUAUAAGCAUGAGCCAUAUAUCUUGGUACUUGAUGCUACAAUGAUUGCAAUCUGUGGUUUUGUAUUUGUGCCUUUCCAUCCAUUUUGGGUGUUUGGUGAAAAGAAUAUAGUUAAAUUGGCAACGAUAAAGAAAAACUUGGAUGAAUUUGAAGAAGAAGAAGAAGAAGAAGAAGAAGAAGAGUUUGAGGGAAAUGCUAAAGUUGAUGUCGACGACAAGACCGUAAGUGAGGAAACAGUGAUGGGACUGGUCAAAGACUCGGUUGAAAAUAGAAACACACAUUUUCAAGAGCGCAUUUAG
Messenger RNA from Lodderomyces elongisporus, 1437 nucleotides. RefSeq names its product RTA1 domain-containing protein. Gene Ontology annotation, cellular component: plasma membrane; fungal-type vacuole. Lineage: Eukaryota; Fungi; Ascomycota; Pichiomycetes; Serinales; Debaryomycetaceae. The record is from RefSeq and is a predicted model, not a curated record. The transcript has a single exon. Bases 1 to 1437 code for a protein of 478 amino acids.